AUGACCGUCAUUCAUAUUGAUGUCGCCGAGACAGUUAGGAGAGAGUUCCUAUCUCAGAUCAAGACUCUGAAAACCCUGCCUUGUGUCAAAAGCCAAAGACUUGUCGUUGGAGGCCCAUCAAUUACAACUCCGAUUGAAAAGAGCAAAGGAUUUCAGUAUGCGUUAGUGAGCUACCAUGAGAACCAAGCGGCUCUGGACGAAUACCAAGCUAGCAGUGAACAUCACCGGUAUGGCACGCACGUAUCUGAUAGCGUCUAA
Messenger RNA from Penicillium cinerascens, 258 nucleotides. RefSeq lists its product as uncharacterized. The coding region runs from base 1 to 258 and encodes 85 amino acids. Lineage: Eukaryota; Fungi; Ascomycota; Eurotiomycetes; Eurotiales; Aspergillaceae. The record is from RefSeq and is a predicted model, not a curated record. The transcript is spliced from 2 exons.